Molecule: messenger RNA, 782 nt
Organism: Cornus florida
Lineage: Eukaryota; Viridiplantae; Streptophyta; Magnoliopsida; Cornales; Cornaceae
Product: histone H2A-like
Exons: 2
Coding region: 136-588 (150 amino acids)
Cellular component (GO): nucleosome
Molecular function (GO): protein heterodimerization activity; structural constituent of chromatin; DNA binding
Source: RefSeq, a predicted model, not a curated record
UAUAUAAUCGACACCCCAUGCUCCUGAUCUCUACACUGCUCGGAGAAAAACGUCUUGCUCUUCCCCUAAUUUUAGCCGUUUGUUUCUCGAGAAUUUCGUUUCUCUUCCUUUUUCCUCUUCUUCUGUGUUUGAGAAAUGGAGACCGGUGGAAAGGCCAAGAAGGGUGCCGGAGGGAGGAAAGGAGGCGGCCCCAAGAAGAAGCCUGUGUCACGCUCCGUUAAAGCCGGCCUGCAGUUUCCGGUGGGAAGGAUCGGCCGCUACUUGAAGAAGGGCCGAUAUUCUCAGCGCGUCGGAACCGGCGCUCCGGUAUACCUCGCCGCCGUACUUGAAUACCUCGCUGCUGAGGUUCUGGAAUUGGCUGGAAAUGCUGCAAGAGACAACAAGAAGAAUAGGAUAAUACCAAGGCAUUUGCUGUUAGCUGUAAGGAAUGAUGAAGAGCUGGGAAAGCUUCUUGCUGGAGUGACAAUUGCUCAUGGAGGUGUCCUUCCAAACAUCAACCCAGUUCUUCUUCCAAAGAAGACUGACAAGGCAGGAAAGGAACCCAAGUCUCCCGCCAAGGCCACCAAGUCCCCGAGGAAGGCUGCUUAGUGUUGAAGAAAAUUUUAAGAGCUUAUUUUAGUUUGAUCUGUAUGUAAUUUCACUCUCUGUUGUUACUAUGCAGAAUAGUUUGAAGUUUGUAGUUUGUAGGAUGAAUGACUGUGAUUUGUGUAUUAUGUCUCUCUGUUGGAACAAAUCUCUUGUUUCGGCUAUUGAAUGGCACAAAAUGAACUUCGUUAGUUUUA